This is a messenger RNA of Symphalangus syndactylus (siamang), 720 nucleotides long. RefSeq names its product olfactory receptor 5J3-like. Lineage: Eukaryota; Metazoa; Chordata; Mammalia; Primates; Hylobatidae. The record is from RefSeq and is a predicted model, not a curated record. Gene Ontology annotation, molecular function: olfactory receptor activity; G protein-coupled receptor activity. Gene Ontology annotation, biological process: G protein-coupled receptor signaling pathway. Gene Ontology annotation, cellular component: membrane.
AUGAGAGGCUGGAAUCAUACAGGUGUGAAGGAAUUCCUCCUGGUAGGGUUAACUGAAAAUCCUAAUGUGCAGAUCCCACUCUUUUUGCUUUUCACUCUGAUUUAUUUCAUCACUUUGUUGGGUAAUUUGGGCAUAAUUAUUUUAAUAUGGUUAAAUGCCCAACUUCAUACUCUAAUGUACUUCUUCCUUGGCAACUUCUCCUUUUGUGAUAUCUGCUGCUCUACUGUCUUUGCUCCUAAGAUGCUAGUCAAUUUCCUGACAAAACAUAAGUCCAGUACAUUUUCUGGCUGUGUUCUACAAAGUUUCUCUUUUGCAGUAUAUGUAACCACAGAGGGCAUUCUCCUGUCCAUGAUGGCUUAUGACCGUUAUGUGGCCAUAGCUAAUCCUUUGUUGUAUACAGUCAUUAUGACCCAAAGAGUUUGUAUUCAGAUGGUCCUUGCUCCUUACUUAGGUGGACUCAUUAAUUCCCUGACACACACAAUAGGUUUGCACAAAUUAGACUUCUGUGGUCCUAAUAUUGUAGAUCAUUAUUUCUGUGACGUUCCUCCUCUUCUGAGGCUUUCUUGCUCUGAUGCUCAUAUCAAUGAAAUGCUGUUCUUGGUCUUCUCUGGGCUCAUUGCAAUGUUCACUUUCAUUGUCAUUAUGGUGUCUUAUAUCCGCAUCAUCAUUGCCAUCCAGAGAAUCCAUGCAGCUGAGGGAAGGUACAAAGCCUUCUCCUAA